Molecule: messenger RNA, 1500 nt
Organism: Loa loa (African eye worm)
Lineage: Eukaryota; Metazoa; Nematoda; Chromadorea; Rhabditida; Onchocercidae
Exons: 12
Coding region: 104-1375 (423 amino acids)
Biological process (GO): signal transduction; monoatomic ion transmembrane transport; regulation of membrane potential
Cellular component (GO): synapse; membrane; neuron projection
Molecular function (GO): extracellular ligand-gated monoatomic ion channel activity; neurotransmitter receptor activity; transmembrane signaling receptor activity
Source: RefSeq, a predicted model, not a curated record
GCUUGCUCGAUUCUUUACUCCAUCUUGCUUGUUCUACUCCUUUCCAACAGCUCUUCUGGCAGUUGUGACAGCGGGAUUAAUUACAAAGCAGUCAGUCCUCUCGAUGUUGGUCAAUUAUAUACGACUAAUAGUUGUAUAUGGAUUGUUCGCUUUUAUUACAGCUUCUUAUGAGGAACUAUGCAAAUUUGCCAGUAAUAUUACAGAUGUGGAAGAGUUAGCACAUCAUAAGUACCAGGUACUGGAAGAUUGUUUAUAUUAUAAGCUUAGUCAGGAUGCAACUGCUAUGCAAGGUAAAUCAAACGCCAUUAGUAUUCUGCCUCCAAGUAUAGCUGCCGGUGAAACUUUGGAUGCUGAGGUUAUUGAAAUUGCAUUGAAGCAACUAUGGAUGAAUGAGAUUUGGCAUGUGAUGAAUAUAAAUGGACAUUUCUUAAUUUCAUGGAAGGAUCGCAGGAUGAAGUGGGAUUUCAACGAGUGGAAAACCGAUACGUUAAACAUACGUUUAUAUGGCAGGUUGUGGGUACCAGAUAUUAAUAGUGAUAAAUUUCAAACAUCAACACAAAAUGGUGAUUAUGCACAGUUCUAUAAUAUUGUGGCUAAAAACAAUGGUAAUGUUACUGGACGUUUGGAAUUUAAGAUGCAAGCUCACUGCGAUAUUGAUUAUAGUAACUUCCCGGACGACGACAAGAAUUGCUGCUUUCGGCUGAAAUCAGUUCUUUAUCCUCAUUACAUCAGAUACUAUCUUGCUCGGGGUGAAGAUGGAUUGGAUCUCACAAAGCUGAGGACUAAUUGGCAUGUGCGAGAUGCAACCAUCAAAGUCUUGCCGGAUGAGGAUGAUCGCAAAACACAAAUGCUAGAAAUUUGUUUGCAAGUGCGGCGUCGAUCCUCAACGCUACGUAUCGAGCUUACUCUUCCCAUGAUGGUUUCUUCACUACUUGUUGUGAUUGCACCAUUCUUCGGUUCUUUUCGUGAUCAAAUUAACGUGAAAUUGUUUGCGAUAUUCAUUCAGCUAGUCAGUUUCACAUUUCUAGCUAUAAAGGCUCCUCAGGUUGGAUUUGGUGAAACUGUUCCGCACAUAUAUACAUUUUAUGUUUUCACAAUGUCUACAACAGUUGUCAGUUUACUUCUGACUCUUGUUAUAAGCGCUAUGUCACGAAUUCGACGGAAAUUACCACCUGCACAUCGAUAUACAUUGCUGGCUUCUGCGCUCAAUAUCAGCUUGUGUUGCGGGAGUGAACCGAAUGCUGAAAUAGAUGGAACUUCAGCAAAAGAUUAUCACCAAGACUGGCUACAAAUUCACACCGCCAUCAAUAACGUCGUCUCGUUCCUCAUUCUCGUUGCUUAUACAAUUGGUAUCAUCGUUAUCUUAUGUGUUUGAUAAAAACAUUGUACAGAAAAUACUGAAUCCAAUUUUCUAAAUUUUAAUAAAUGUUUUAUUAAGACGAGAGACUGUUCCCAUUACAAGCAUUCUUGAAUAUCACAUCAGUUAUGCAUUCAAAACAG